AUGCGUCAGUGGCUGAAACGCCGCAAGUCGGCUACCCCAGCCCCAUCCGCAUCCGGCGAUCCCACAACACCGGCACCACCCACCACCUCUUCGCCCGCCCGAAUGUCCACAUCGUCCCACUCGACAAUUGGACCUCUCCCUUCCCGGCGCACACGCAACUCAACAGCGCCCAAACCCGGCGCCCCUCGCCCCUUCGAGCGCGACAGCGUCGGCCUGCCCCUCGCGCUCGACAUCCGGCUCGCCUCGGGCCCCGGCGCCAAAGAAGCCUCAGCCGACAGCACCCAAUCCUUCCCGUCAUCCAUCUACCCCGACCCCGAAAGCGCCUUCCUAAUAUCGCCCGCCGCGAAAGAGCUCGAUAGUGCUAAAGUGGGCUACGGGUUCGAGCGGGGCGCGCCGAAUUUACUGGGGGCAGGUGCGGGGUUUGGCGGGGAGAUGGACGAGUACGACGAGGACAUGCCGAUGCCGGAGCUGUACAUGGACGAGAAAGAGCGCAUGCCGGCGCCGCGCGCGUCGCUCGACUCGUCGAUCUUGUCGCCCGGCCAGCUGUCGAAAUUGAGGAUCGCGACGCCGAAGAUGGCGCAGAGGGCUAGUCCCGUUACGGUGGACCCGCACGGCCGUCCGUUGCCUUUACCACUACCCGUCCAAAGUCAGACCGCGCUCCCGAUCCUGGAACCCGGCGUGGCGAGGGAGACGGUGUGCGAGGUGCACGCCAGCACGGACGACUGCACGGACGACUGCCGCGCCGCCCAAUCCCAAUCUCAUGCUCAAGCCUCUCGUCCGUUGCGCCCGCUUCCCGCCCAGCCGCAGCCCGCUCAGCAUCAGGUACCUGCGGCACAUCAGCCUGCGCCGCCGCAGUGGGAAGGCGACUACGAGUACGCCAUCUCGCCCGAUACACCCUCGCCCGCACCCGGCACGGGCAAGAAACGCGGCUUCCUGCCUCUCGCGCCUAGCCCGCCUCACUCGCGCUCUCCCUCUCCAUCCCUAAACGACGACCUGGUCGAGGUGAAAGUCCCGGACCUAUGGAGCCCGCGCGCGGAACGGGAUGAUGGGUUCGAUAGAGAAGAGCGGAUGCGCGCGCUGAGGAAGGAGCAGGACGAGGAACGCGCUCAAGAAGAAAAGAUCGCGAAUUUCGGAAAGCGUAAUAAGGGCUCUACCACAACUCCCGGACACAGGGCGACGGCGAGUCUGGAACAUGUCCUCAUCCCCACAUCCACGCUCGACCUCUCCUGGUCCUCCCGUACCCCUCCUUCACCCUCACCAGCUGCAACGCCCGCCCCCACACCGAUCGACCAGCUCCCGAUCCAGUCGCGCGUGUUCGCGACGGAGAAACGACCACCGAUUGUUAUCAAGAAACGCCCCAAACCGCUCGACGUGCCUUCGUACGAGAAUAAGAAGGUGCCGACGCCGCUCGCGACGAGUAUCCCGCCUCCACCGAGCGAAGCACCGCCCGCGCCGCCGAAGAGUGCGGAGCAGAGUCCGCUUGUACUCAGCGCCGUUGCGGGGCCGAGCGGGGGCAUCGUUGGGACUCUGCCGGUGCUGGUCAAGACGAAGAGGAGUGUGGGGAAUGCGGCGGUCAGUAGGGCGCGGAUGGACGAGGCGUUCGAGGAUGUUGCGCGGAAGGAGGGUAAGAGGGGAAAGGGGAAUGCGGCUGUUAGUGCUGCUGCGAUGGAUGCGGCGUUCGUGGCGCUCGCUGCGGCGACGGAGGAGGAUGUGCCGAGGAAGACGGAGAGGAGUGCGGCGCUGAGUGCCGCGGGCAUGGCUGCUGCGUUCGAAGGCGCCGCACAACGACUCAGAGACGAGAGUGCUGUUGCUUCGAGCUCGAUGGCUCGCUCGAUAUCUCCGGCGCUGUCUGCCGCUGAUAUGGCCACCGCUUUCGAAACAGCCGGCACCCGGACCGAGAACCCGAAGAAGCGCUCAGCCUCGCCUGCGCUAUCUGCAGCUGCGAUGAAUGUCGCUUUCGAGCGCGUCGAGGGACCAGUUGCCUCGAGCUCAAAGUCGCGCUCGGUAUCCCCAGCUCUGUCGGCGGCGAGUGAAGCUGCUGCGUUCGAGGCAGUCUCUCAAGCGCCCGGCACGCGGGCCGAGAGUCCGAAGAAGCGCUCGACCUCGUCCGCGGUGUCUGCAGCUGGAAUGGCUGCAGCUUUCGAAGCUACCGCUCAACCUGUCGCCUCGAGUUCAAAGUUGCGAACUAUAUCUCCGGCAUUGUCGGCUGCGAGUGAAGCUGCUGCUUUCGAAACCACCGCACAACGUUCCAAGUCCAAGUCGCGUUCGGUCUCGCCCGCUGUCUCUACGGCUGCGAUGGGCGACGCCUUCGAAGCCGCCGCUCGACCCGUUGCUUCGGGCUCCAACCCGCGCUCGGUAUCUCCAGCGUCGUCUGCAGCUGCGAUGGCUACCGCUUUUGGCGCUGCCGGAACCCGGGCCGAGAGCCCGAAGAAGCGCUUAGCUUCGCCCGCAGUGUCUGCGGCUGGAAUGGCUGCAGCAUUCGAAGCUACCGCUCAACGCACCGAGAACGCUGUUGCCUCGAGCUCCAAGUCUCGCUCGGUAUCUCCAGCGUUGUCGGCGGCGAGUGAAGCCGCUGCCUUUGAGGCGACUUCUCAACGGAAGACGCGUCCGAUCUCGCCUGCGUUAUCUGCAGCCGCGAUGAACGACGCUUUCGAGCAAGCUGCUCAUCCAGUUGCUUCCUCUUCAACCUCGCGUUCUCACUCUCCCGCAAUUUCUGCCGCAGGGAUGGCAGCCGCUUUCGAGGCCGCCGCUCUCCGCGCUCAGGACACGAGCAGAGGCGAAGCGCCCAAGAAGCGCUCUGCAUCUCCCGCUACAUCAGCCGCCGGCAUGGCAGCCGCUUUCGAGGCAGCCGCACAGCGCGCAGAUGUUCCCGUUGCCGCAUCACCGAGGUCGCGUUCUAUCUCACCCGCCAUAUCUGCAGCGGGCAAGAUUGCAGCAUUCGAGGCCAUCGCUCAGCGCGCCGAGAAUCCUGUCGCUUCAACGUCAAGAUCGCGCUCCGUCUCGCCUGCUCUUUCUGCUGCAAAGGAGGUCGCCGCGUUUGAUGCCAUCGCUGAACAUGCUAGAAGCUCCACUCCCUCGAUGUCCAGGUCGCGCUCUGUUUCGCCUGCUCUCUCUGCUGCGAACGAGGUCGCCGCAUUCGACGCUGUUACCGAACGCGCCGAGAGUCUAAUCGCAUCAACCUCAAGAUCACGCUCUGUCUCACCGGCUGUGUCAGCCGCCAGCAUGUCCGCCGCAUUCGAAGCCGCUGCUGUGCGCACCGACGACCCCGUGACGGACAGCCCCAAGAAGCGCUCAAAGUCAGCCGCUGUGUCAGCCGCAGCUAUGGCGACCGCAUUUGAGACCGCUGCUCUCCGUGGUGAGAGUGCAACACAUACACCCUCGACAUCGCGUUCUGGUUCACCUGCGGCUUCUGCGGCGGGAAUGAUAGCGGCUUUUGAUAUGGCUGCUCAGCGCGCGGAGAGUUCCAACAAGCCAUCUGGAUCUGCUGCGCUGUCGGCUGCUGAGAUGGUCGCUGCGUUUGAGGCGGCUUCUCGGCGCGCGGAGAGUCCGAAGAAGAGUUCAGGAUCGGCGGCAUUGAGCGCGGCGGGGAUGGCUGCUGCUUUUGAGGCGGUUGCUGCAGGACCCAUGAGCAAGAAAACAUCUGACUCUGCCGCCGCGAGUGCCGCGACCAUGGCAGCCGCCUUCGAAGCUCUUGCUCAACGUCCGACAACCCCCACCAAGCGCUCAGGCUCUCCAGCCGCGUCGGCUGCCAGCAUGGCCACAGCGUUUGAGGCGGCGGCUGACCGCGUUGAGGGUGCAUCGCCGAAGUCGCGGUCGGGAUCGCCAGCUGCAUCAGCUGCGGCUAUGGCUGCUGCAUUCGAGAUGACCGCUCAAACCGCAUCGAGUCCGAAGAAGACUUCAGGCUCGGCGGCCGCGUCUGCUGCAGGAAUAGCGGCUGCUUUCGAGGCUUCUGCUCAACGCGCAGGGAACGUCGAAGCCUCCGCAUCGAGUUCGAAGUCGCGCUCUGGCUCGCCGGCGGCAUCUGCAGCCGCUAUGGCAUCCGCAUUCGAAGUUGCCGCUCAGCGCGCCGAGUCUCCGAAUAAGCACUUGGGAUCACCCGCAGCGUCUGCCGCUGGUAUGGCGGCUGCAUUCGAGAUGGUUGCCGAAAGCUCGGAGGGCACGAGGAAGAUCUCGGGUUCUGCUGCAGCUAGUGCGGCCGGAAUGGCCGCUGCUUUUGAGAUGGCUGCUCAACGAGCUGGCGAAGUGGAGGAGACGAAGACAUCUGGCUCUGCGGCCGCGAGUGCUGCAGGAAUGGCGGCUGCGUUCGAGCGUGCGGCGAAUUCGUCUAUGCCAAAGGUCGUGGAACCUGUCCCUAUGAAGCCGACCUUCUCGGCGGCGGCGAGUGCAGCUGGUAUGACGGCCGCAUUCGAGGCCGCCGCUGCCGCGCAUACAGAUGAUAUGUCCUCGUUAGCAACUCAGAUGCCAGGUGGUCUCAACGCUUCGAGGCGGCCCAUGUCCACCGUGAGCGCGACAACAUUCGCUACGUCGGUCGCAUCUUCUGCGCGAUCGAGCAUGACCGAGUCCGAGACGGAGAGCAUGACGAGCUCGGGCACUGCGCGGCCUCAGCAGCCUGGUAGCGCUGGUCUACCGCUCGACGUAGCCGAAGACAUGGGAGUGCGCACCGGUUCAAGCAGCACUACACCCGUGCGCGAAGUGCCAACCAACACUGUCAUCGACGAGAAUGACGUACCUCUCUCGCAGCUCCGCAACGAUGGACGUCGCGAGACCAGCAUGUCACCUCCGCGCCGUACUUCGUCUCUCCAAGGUCGCGUGGGGCUUCCCGCCAACCCGCGUCCGCAGAGCACAGCAUCGAUACCUCGUCCAGAGAGCUCUGCAUCUCUGCCCCGUCCUCUUCCCCCACCACCUGGUCAUAUGCGCACGUCUUCGACGCAGUCGAUCCGCGAUGCGACAAUGAGUUCUCAACUCAUGCGCUCGUCUUCGCGUCCGGGUUCUGCCGAUAGGGCACGCGCGUCAUUGUCCCAGCAGAGCUCGCGCUCGUCUCUUCAUCCAGGUAGUCGCGCCAGUGCAUUAAGGAGCGGACGCUCGAGUCCCUCUCAGAUGCCGCCGAGGAUGAGCCCGCCGCAGGGACCGUUGCCGUCGUUACCUCCGACAGGGGCAGAGGGUGUGCCCGCGGUACAGGGUACGAUACCACCUACAUAUGCCUUCCACGACAACAGCAACACCGUCUUCGAGGCGCCUCUUGCCAUGCCCCAGGCCCUUCCUGCACGCGCACCUAUGGCUGAACGCGAACCAGAGGCGUCCAGCACGGACUCGCCACACUCGCAGAUAUCUGUACUCACAGAGUUUGAGAACACCCUUGCUAUUCUCGACUCGGAAGGCGAACGCGAGCCUCUUCCGGCGUAUAUGUUGCGUGCUGGCACAGGCGAGGCAACUCUCGCUCGUGGACCUCGCCGAGCCUACCGUGCCGCCAUCCCGCAGGUCGGCGGUAUCAUCGACAUCAACCUGUCACAUUUACCCGCCGAUGUUCGCGCCGCACUCUCAGGCAGCGAGCCGAGCAUCACGAGCGGUGCCGCACCCCAACCACAGUCAGACUCGCCCGACUCCGAUGCGAACGCUCCCAAUUGGCCUCCGCGCGGUCUCCGACUCGAGCCCUUGGACUCAGGCGACGUGAUACCACCGACCUACAUGCGCGUGGAAGGCGCGGGCGAACGCAGGCGCGCCAGAGAUCGCAUCAAGGCGCUCUUCUCGCGUAAACGGGCAAUCAGUAUGUCCGAGGCGCCCGUCGCUGUGCCGCUUGAUCGCGCUUCAAGCGUCAUGACGAGUGAGACGAGCAUGUCGAACUCGAACGGCGGCGGCAGCCUUCUGCGGCGGAUACAGAGUCGGCGGAACGAUAGCAGCGUCACCGUCAACCGUAUGCCCGAGGCUAACGCUAGUACGUCAUCUCUGUCGAGGGCGCAAACGACCGACGGCGCUAUGCCUGCAGUGGAGGGCUUCGAAGGGUUGCCGAGUAUGGAGCCCGCCGAAGGCCGUCCUCUACUUCGUGAUGGACAGAUCCUGGUAUAUCCUGAGGGCGAAGUGUGCCCGCACUGCGGUAACACCGGAUACCUCCCUCACAACCACUCGCACGACGGGUCUCGCCUCGCCUGUCCCGCAUGCUGGCCCAAGUUCGCUCGUCCUUUCGGCGCGAAGCUUGCGCGCUUCUUCCGCAAAGGGUCACUUAAGGGUCCAGAUGGCGAGCGCGUACGUCGCCGCUUGCAGCGCCCGCUCAGCGCGCCGGCUGGCGUCGAUCAUGCACCUGCUGUUGCAUCCACUUCGGGAAGCUGUGGUGACGUAACGCAACAUCUAAGGUUGACGCCCAUUCGUAGUUCAAUGGCUCGCUCAACCCUUUGCCUCUUACUCCCAUUCGUCGCCGAUCUAUUCAUCAACUAUUCAUUGUCACAAAUGUCGGAUGGUCGUCCUAUCGCUACUCAUUCGCUCUCCUUCCUAGGCCGCGAGGCUGUCAAGGAGGCUAGCCUUACAUUGCUACCACUACUUAUGGAACGAUCCGCCUACGCUGGCCCGAUAUCGACGGACGAAGCACUUGAGCAGCUUACUGCUCGUUUCCAAGGUUUCGCGCGCCUGGUAGGGGCAGUCUAUACUCAGAGCCCACGCCCUCGGGCAACUGUGAACAUAGAGAAACUGAAGGCAGCCAUGCCAUAUAUUGCUGGUAGCUCCAUUGUCUGCGCAUGGCUCGAGAUUGCUAUAUCCGCCGCCGCAGUCACCCAUCCCGGUGACGAAGCGCAUGCGCACUCCCUUUGGGACCAUGCGCAUAGAGAUCAUGGCGUGUUUUUGCAAAUCCUCAAGGAGAUGUGUACAGAAGAACAUCAGCUGUCUCAGGAAUACGCCGCCGGAGAAGGGCCAAUCCAUUCCAUUUCCUCCGAUGUUCUACGAUCCAUCUUCCUGUUCUGUGCCGCUGGAGCACCGUCUCCGCGCUCUGUGCCAAGACAGGCCAGGCAACUGCCACCUACUCCUAUGGUUCUGCGCUCUGUUUGCCAGAAGUGGCACGAGAUCGUGGAUUCCACCCCUGCCCUUUGGUCGGAUAUCGUGAUUAGCCUUGGUCCUGCAUACAUCAAGCUUGCAGUCGACAAAGGUGCACCGGACGGGACCAUCAAUAUUCUAUUGAAGGCGGAUAACGAUCAGAUCGCGCGUCUGGUAUUCCCAGAAGCCCAUCAUCGCGUAAAGAGUCUGCACUUCAACCUGCAGAACGAUACGCCCCCUUUGGCACUUCAGCGUCACUUCGACGAUCAUACUUUCCCCUCUCUAACCAGGCUCGCAGUUCACUACGCAGAUGGUGAUGUCCUCGAUCUCAGCUCAUUCUUUCUCCGAGGCAGUGCGCCUGAGAAACUGGACAGCCUAUAUCUGAGCUAUAUCAACAUUCAUCCUUCAUCACCGGCGUUCUCGCGUUCUUUGGUCCAGCUGACAUUGAUUAACUGCUCGCCGUUCCUGGUUCCGUUAGGACCAGGUUUCAGAACCAGUAAUUGUCAGCUUCGAGCGUGA
This is a messenger RNA of Peniophora sp. CBMAI 1063, 7536 nucleotides long. The record is from the annotation of a GenBank genome assembly. Lineage: Eukaryota; Fungi; Basidiomycota; Agaricomycetes; Russulales; Peniophoraceae.